GUAGGACGGAGACAUCAGACGCAGCAAGAUACAUACAUGUUCAACCGCAAUUGUUGUGUGAUGCAGUAUAUAUGCCGGAGUGGAGAAAGCGAGCGCAAAGCAGUUGAUUAGGCUGCAAGGAUUUUCCAGCCUGAACGUUUGUCUAUUUUUGGGAAUGUAUUUUUUUUUAUUGACAAUCUAAUGUCUCUUUCUUUGAAUACUUGGUUGGCAGUGACGACAACUUUCCAUUUUUAACUAGCCUACUUAAUCUAACGUUCGUUGGUUUGGGAAAGAAGACAAACUGCGAAUAGGGAAAAAUACAUAAUUUUAGAAUGGAAAACGACUAAACCUUGGAUUGGGACAGUACAUCAUCGCGACAGCUCGCAAUGUUAAAUGCGGAAAUGCGCUAUUUUCUUUGGUUUGUGGAUAUUUCAGCUCGAUCGAGGAGAAUAAAAAGCCUUUGGGUGUCUGUGAUUGGACCGGACACGGACUGGGGCUGACUGAUGUUUUUCCAGGAGGAAAUGUUUUUUGGGGAGAGAUGAAUACGAGUUUGCUGCUGCUCGCAGCAGGAGAGAUGCCAGUCACUCCAUGCGCCACACUCCAGUGAGGAUUGACAACGUGCCGGCAAAAACGGAAAAGAUUCAUGGAUAAUUCUAUGUUUCAUUUUUCAAAAAUAUUUAUGUAAAAUUGUUGUUUGAUUGUACUCUUAUUUUAUGGGUUAGAACAGUUGUCAACACCUCCACAACUUUAUCUGUCUGCUGCGUUUUCAAACCUUUCCAAGUGGAGAUGGACAUUGUGCGUUUGUGUACGGUAUUGGACUGGAGUAGCCUAUACAGUAGGCAGAACAUUAGUGCUGUCAAGCUCUGGCCUCCUGGCAAUUAUUCACGCUGACUGGUAUUGUAGAAUGCAUGCUAUUUUAUUGUGAAAUAAUAUAGUCUGUCGUUUUUUUUUUAGGGGAUGUGAGAUUGAACUGUCAGAAAACACAUCUCAUAUAUAUUUGAAUAUGUCUCCAAAAUACAUUUCUGAAGUUUUUGAAAAAUACUUAAAUUUGCCCUUCUGCUUCAAAAAAGAGAUGAUAAUAUAAACAACACAACAACAAAAUGUCUUGGACCAUGGCAAAAAAGUGGAUAGGGUGCUAUAUAUUUUUACUGGCACUCUUGGCAGUGGGAAUGGCCUUUUCGGGUGUAUUCAAUGCAUCUGAAAAAUACAUUUUUACGGAUGAUUUGGUGCCGCUCAAACUCACCCAGGGUAAAGCAUCAGAGCAUCGAAAACUUCAAUCUACAGAUUCUCAUCCCAACCUGUAUUUCAACCAAGUUGAUGUACAGCUUAUGAGGCAAAGAUCGUCCAGCACACAUAGCCACAUUUUCAAAGUAAUCAGAGCAGCGGUCCUGACCAUGCUGUCCAAUGUGCCCCUUUACAUGCCCCCUGCAAAACAUGAGGAGUUUACUAGCAAGUGGAAUGAGAUUUACGGGAACAACCUACCCCCCCUUGCUCUGUAUUGCCUGCUGUGCCCAGAGGAUUCAGGUGCCCUGCAGUUUCUCAUGAAGUUUAUGGAUAGAAUGGCAAAUUACCCGGACUGGAAGGUGACCAGUGCUCCCAAUGAUGAGGUGCCCUUGGCACACUCACUGACUGGGUUUGCCACCGCAUAUGACUUUAUUUACUCGUUCCUGGACGAGCACCGACGGGAUGUUUACCUCAAGAGAAUUCGCUCUGAGACAGAGGAGCUGUAUGAAACGUCUAAGUAUAGGGGUUGGGGGAAACAGUAUCUCCAAAAUCAUCAAACCACUAAUAUAUUAGCCAUCUUGACUGGGGCUAUUGUGGUCGGCGCCCAUGAUGACCCAGAAACGAUGGUUUGGAAACAGGUGUCAGUCAAUUAUAUGGAGAAGACCAUGUUUCUCCUAAACCACGUUGUAGACGGGUCACUGGAUGAGGGCGUGGCAUACGGGAGCUAUACAGCCAAGUCGAUCACUCAGUAUGUUUUCUUAGCGCAACGUCAUUUCAACAUUGACAACACACAGAACAACUGGCUGCGGGAACACUUCUGGUUCUACUAUGCCACUCUUCUGCCCGGCUUUCAGAGGACUGUGGGCAUAGCCGACUCCAACUACAACUGGUUCUACGGCCCAGAGAGCCAGCUGGUGUUCCUAGACACAUUUGUUAUAAGAAACGGCACUGGGAACUGGCUAGCCCAGCAGAUUAGAAAGCACAGGCCCAAAGACGGUCCCAUGGGUCAGUCCUCUGCCCAGCGCUGGACUACCCUACACACUGAGUACAUCUGGUACAAUGCCCAUCUCACUGCACAACCUCCCCAUGGCUUUGGCAAAGCCAGGAUGCAUAUUUUCUCUAACUGGGGUGUGGUGACGUACGGAGCCGGGCUGCCCAACGGUCAGGGAAACACAUUUGUCUCCUUUAAAUCCGGGAAGCUGGGUGGCCGUGCCGUGUAUGACAUCGUUCAUGCAAAGCCCUAUUCAUGGCUGGACGGCUGGAAUAGCUUCAACCCAGGCCACGAGCACCCGGACCAAAACUCCUUCACUUUUGCCCCUAACGGACAGGUAUUUGUGUCUGAAGCACUUUACGGGCCUAAGUACAGUUAUCUGAACAAUGUGCUGGUGUUCGGCCCCUCUCCCAGCAGCCAGUGUAACGCUCCAUGGGAGGGCCAGCUGGGGGAGUGUGCUAAAUGGCUGCGCUGGACAGAUGAAGGGGUAGGGGAUGCUGCUGGGGAGCUGAUCGCUGCCUCCUCCCAUAGAGACACUAUGUUUGUAAGCGGGGAGGCAGCCCCAGCUUACUCUCCUGCCAUGCGGCUGAGGAGUGUCUACAGGGCCCUUGUGCUGCUCAACUCCCAGACCUUGCUAGUACUGGACCAUGUUGAGAAGCUGGACGAUUCGCCCAUCACCUCACAGAGUGCGUUCUUCCACAACCUCGACAUUGACUUCAAAUAUGUCCCCUAUAAAUUCAUGGACAAGUACAAUGGGGCGUUGAUGGAUGUGUGGGAUGCUCAUUAUAAAAUGUUCUGGUUUGACAGUCAGGGUCUCAGCCCAGAUACUAGGAUACAGGAGGCCGAGCAGGCUGCGGAGUUCAAAAAGAGGUGGACACAGUAUGUUAACGUCACUUUCCCCAUGAGGGGCACAGUAAGCCGAGUGGCCUAUGUGAUGCAUGGACCUUAUGUCAAAGUGUCCAACUGUCGAUUUCUGGACAGUAGCAAAAAUGGUGUCAGACUAUCUCUAGUUAUAAACAACACAGAGAAAAUAGUUUCAGUUGUUACAAACUAUAAAGACAUAGGAACAAGAUUAAGUUAUUUAGGAUUUGGGGGUUAUGCCAAAAUGGAAGACAGACAUCAGAUCAUUCGAUAUGGCCUGGGGACUCAACUGGUUCCGAAACAAAACACAGUGGACAAUCAGCUGUUUGAUUUUGGAUUCACAGUCAAUGUGAUAGCGGGGGUGAUACUUUGUGUUGCUAUUGUUUUUUUGACCCUGCAGAGAAAGUUCUAUGUGUGCUUCAGUAGACUGAUGCGCUAUGCUCUGUUCUCGGUGCUCAUACUGUGGAUAGCUGCGCUGUUGUUCGUGUCAAACACCUGCGAUCAACUCCUAUGUGGGGUCAAAUGGAAAGGUGUCAGCACUGACCCAGAGGUCAGCAAACAAACCAGACUUUAUGAUCAACAUCGCUUUGCCCUGCCAACCGUUGUCAUAACGACCCUGCCUGGCUCAGGAUCUGAAAUACUUAAGAACCUUUUUGACAACAGCUCCGACUUUGGUUACAUUCGGGUCCCCACGGAGCAUGUAGACAUUCCAGAGACCGAGUUCGAAUUUGACUCGCUGGUUGAUGCCUGUGAGUGGUCCAGAACGGACGCCCUGCGCGGACGCUUUAAAAUCAUCCAGGGCUGGCUGCAUUCUCUGGUCCACAACACCAAGCUGCAUUUGCAGAACAUCCAGCUAGUGGAGAGUAGCAGGGCCAAGCUGCCCCAGAGAGCCCCAGGCCCCGGCAGUGACAGGAGGAAGAGGACCAGGAGGAAGGAGCCUGCCGCCGAGCUGAGGGGCAAGAUGAGGGGCGGCCUUGAUCGGGAUGCUGAGUACGUCAGGGAGAUGAGGCGUCACGUCAGUGAGUACCCCAAUGCCCGCGUGGUCCUCAACAUGAGGAGUGGAAGCUGGGGGCUCAAACUCCCCUUCCUUCAGGAGGUGGUGGGCCCGUCCCUGAGGACCAUCAAUGUAGUCAGAGACCCCCGGGCGUGGAUCUAUCUCAUGCUCUAUAACAGUAAACCCAGCUUUUACUCCCUUAAAAACAUUCCUCAACACCUGUCCCUGAUAUUCAAGGAGGACGGUAACAGUAGCAGUACCAGGGACAGGUGCCCAGUCUCAGCCCCUGAGUUCAGAAUGAUCCGGAGGCUCUUGUCCCACUCGGAGGCCAGUGCCGUCCUCCUGCUGGCUCACCUGUGGCUGGCACACACUGCUGCAGUGCUCCGGGUCAGUGGGAGCCUCCAGGCAGAGGCCUACCUCCAGGUGAGGUUUGAGGACAUAGUCACUUUCCCCCAGGAGACAGCUGAAAGGAUCCACAGGUUCCUGGGGGUGCCGGUCACACCGGCGGCCCUCAACCAGCUCAUGUUCACCACCUCCACAAACUUGUACAACCUGAUGUACGAGGGGGACAUAUCACCAGCCAACAUUAACAUAUGGAGGCAGAACAUGCCUCGCAAGGACAUCAGACUGAUAGAGGACACAUGUGGGGUGGUCAUGAAAAGACUUGGGUACUCCAGGUUUAUCAGCUAGUUAAUGUUACUGCUGCAGGUCAGCUGAUAUCAAGCUGUCUUGUUUGUAACUGUCAAUCUUUUACUUUAAUCAUCUCUAAUGUUGUAUUUUGCACUGACCGGUAACGGAAGUGAUAUCAUCACUGAGUCACUGAUGGGAAGUAGUAACACGACACAAAAACAAUUAUUUAAGCCCAAUUAUUUAACUGUUCUGGGUUUUACUCUGUUACAUUAUACGUGGGCGGUUCUACUCACACAUGAUACCUUGUGUUUGCAAGUGAGGGAUGUUUUACAUUAAAAUUAGUUGAAGGGGAACUUUAAAAGUGAAAGUAUUUGAUUGUGUUUUCUCCCUAUUAUCCCUGGACAAUUACUUUAAACACUCUUUGUUGGAGUGAGAUUUCCACCCUUUGAUGUCUUACAGUUGUCUCUUAAAAAGUCUCCCAAAAAACAGCAAUGUCUAAACAGAUUAUUUUUGUAAAGCUGUUUGGAGCUUAGAAAUACAAUAUGUUCCUAGUGCUUAAUUGUUUUUUAAUAUAUAUAUAUAUAUAUACUACCGUUCAAAAGUUUGGGGUCACUUAGAAAUGUUCUUGUUUAUGAAAGAAAAGCACAUUUUUUGUCCAUUAAAAAAUGGCUGUUCUUUCAAAAACAAAGAGAGUUCUAAGUGAUCCCAAACUUUUGAACGGUAGUGUAUAGAUAUAUAUGUACAGUUGAAGUCUGAAGUUUACAUACAGCUUAGCCAAAUACAUUUAAACUCAGUUUUCCACAAUUCCUGACAUUUAAUCCUAGGUCAGUUAGGAUCACCACUUUAUUUUAAGAAUGUGAAAUAUCAGAAUAAUAGUAGAGAGAAUGGUUGAUUUCAGCUUAUAUAUCUUUCAUCACAUUCCCAGUGGGUCAGAAGUUUACAUACACUCAAUUAGUAUGUGUUAGCGUUGCCUUUAAAUUGUUUAAAUUGGGUCAAAUGUUUUGGGUAGCCUUCCACAAGCUUCCGACAAUAAGUUGAGUGAAUUUUGUCCCAUUCCUCCUGACAGAGCUGGUGUAACUGAGUCAGGUUUGUAGACCUUGCUUGCACAUGCUUUUUCAGUUCUGCCCACAAAUGUUCUAUAGGAUUGAGGUCAGGGCUUUGUGAUGGCCACUCCAAUACCUUGACUUUGUUGUCCUGAAGCCACUUUGCCACAACUUUAGAAGUAUGCUUGGGGUCGUUGUCCAUUUGGAAGACCCAUUUGCGACCAAGCUUUAACUUACUGACUGAUGUCUUGAGAUGUUGCUUCAGGUGUUUGGAAAUUUCUCCCAAGGAUGAACCAGACUUGUGGAGGUCUACAAUUGUUUUCUAAGGUCUUGGCUUAUUUUGAUUUUCCCAUGAUGCCAAGCAAAGAGGCACUGAGUUUUAAGUUUGGCCUUGAAAUACAUCUACAGGUACACCUCCAAUUGACUCAAAUGAUGUCAAUUAGCCUAUCAGGAGCUUCUAAAGCCAUGACAUCCUUUUCUGGAAUUUUCCAAGCUGUUUAAAGGCACAGUCAACUUAGUGUAUGUAAACUUCUGACCCACUGGAAUUGUGAUGCAGUGAAUUAUAAGUGAAAUAAUCUGUAAACAAUUGUUGGAAAAAUGACUUGUGUCAUGCAGAAAGUAGAUGUCCUAACUCACUUGCCAAAACUAAAGUUUGUUAACAAGAAAUUUGUGGAGUGGUUGAAAAAUGAGUUUUAAUGACUCCGACCUAAAUGUAUGUAAACUUCCGACUUCAACUGUAUAUAUAUAUGAAGAAUGUGUUCCUAGUGCUUAUAUAAAUAUGUAUAUGAAUAAUGUGGACUGUAUUUUCAUAAAAAUGUAUACUGGAAAUGUUUUAUGUUAGACAAGAAUGCCAUCAAUGGCUUUUAUUUGAAGUUCAUGACAUGUUAAUGGUUUAGCACUUUGCAGGGAUUCCCUCAGAUUAUCUGUGAAAGACUAUACAUUUUAAGCCUUUAAAAUCAAAUUGAAGUAAUUAUUCAAAUGGUAAUCUUAGGUUGUUGAUUUUCUGGCGAGAAAAGAAAAGCAAUGCCUUGUUACAAACACACAUACCCCAAAAGCUAUAACAAAUUAAAAUGGAAAAUUAAUACCAUGAUCAUGACAUGAAGUUUAACCCCUUCAUGGCAUUCAUUGAGUUAAAUCCAAAGAGGGUCAGCUCCAUAGAGAUCAAACUGGGCUAAACGACAGCCCUGACACAGUUUCAGUCUGAGCUAUUCCAAAGCAUCCCCCCCAGCUACCCAUAUUAAUCUGCAAAACACCAUAACUGGGGCUCUGUCCUCUUGUUUCUGUUGCUGUGUUAUCUUCACUCGGCCCUAGAGGAAAUGCAAACAACGCAAGUUUCCAUUUCCUGUCGCGCUCAAUCAGAUAUCUAAUGAUCUUUCAGGACUUUGUCCUUAAACAGUUCACUAGACAGCAGCCUCCACUGGUUAUGAAUAUUAAGUGUCUAUUAAAAGGAAGUCUAGAAGUUUUAGUUGUCUGGGUUGUUAUGUUCUAUUCUAAAAGCCACCAGUGUGGACAAAAUGUAUUGAGUCUUUUUGAGUUUAUAUUUUAUGCUUAAUAUACAUUUAAAUAAUUGGAUAUUAAACAACAUGGAAAAAAUACACACUCAAAAACUGCCAUUGUGUAUGUAAAGAAAUAUACGUAUCAUAUCUUACGGAAAUAUCAGUCCUUUCUCAGCCAGAAACUGUCCUGGUUUUCCACUAUGAACACUGAAACCUGUGAUUGCUUGGAAAACCUGUUUGAUGUUGUGGUCUUUGACUGUGUGUAACUUGGCAGCCAUGCUCUCUCUUUGGUGUUGCAAUCCUGUUACCAACUCUGUUUUGUAUUUGCUUGUGGGGAUGUGUUUCCUUGCUUCUGUGGCCUUGAAUUACAAACAUACUUCUCUACAUCUGGUUUUAAUGGGCUCCAGAGCAGGAUGCUUAGACAAUGUAAAAGAAAAUGAUACAUUCUUAAAUACAGUACAUUGACAACCAGUGA
Oncorhynchus kisutch (coho salmon) is the source of this 7693-nucleotide messenger RNA. It is a transcript of the gene dselb, whose product is annotated as dermatan sulfate epimerase like b. The record is from RefSeq and is a predicted model, not a curated record. Gene Ontology annotation, molecular function: sulfotransferase activity; chondroitin-glucuronate 5-epimerase activity. Lineage: Eukaryota; Metazoa; Chordata; Actinopteri; Salmoniformes; Salmonidae. Bases 1080 to 4739 code for a protein of 1219 amino acids. The transcript has a single exon.